CGCAACAACGAUGACAUCAGAAGAAGCUGAAAAGGCAAAGAGGAUCUUGCAGAUCUACCGAGAGCGGAGAGUUCCCUGCCUGGCGACCGAUGACGCUUCCUCGGCUCGGAGGCGGAUUGGACGCUCGCGGGGCGGGGAGGUAGAGUGGGCGGGGCUUGGGCAGGACUUUUCCCCGGGGCUGAGCGGAGAAAGUCCCAUUUCAGGGGCGAAGAAGAGAGAGAGAAGGAUGGGGGGCUCCGGCGCUGCGCCUUUGGACUUUUGGGGGCUCCUGCUGCGGGUUGGGGUGCUGGUGGUCUCCGCUUCGGAGGGGCUGCGCGUGGAGGAGCCUCCAGAGCAUUUCCUGUCCCAAAAGAAGGCCGAGUGCCACUUCUCCAAUGGGACGCAGCAGAUCCGCUACCUAGAUAGGUACUUCUUCGACCGGCAGGAGUUCGCCUACUUCGACAGCGACCGAGGGAAGUUCGUGGCGGUGGAUGAACUGGGGAAGCCCGAUGUUGAGAGAGCGAACAAGGACAAGGACCACCUGCGGACUGAGAUGUCCAACCUGGAUGUCUACUGCCGGCGCAACUACAGGAUCUAUGAGCCCUUCUCCCAGAACCGGCACGUCCAGCCCAAGGUAAAGAUCACCCCCACAAACAACGAGGAAUCUUCACCCCACAACACUUUGCUGAUUUGCACCGCGGGCCGCUUCUUCCCUGCGGGGAUCGAGAUCAAAUGGUUCAGGAAUGGGAAGGAGGAGCCCAAAGUGUGGACCACAGGCCUCACCCGGAACGGGGACUGGACCUUCAAUUUUGAUUUGGAGCUGGAGACAACGCCAGAACGUGGAGACGUCUACACCUGCCAGGUGGAGCACGCCAGCUUCGAAGGCCCUGUCACGGUGCAAUGGGAGCCACAGUCGGACUCUGCCAGGAGCAAGAUGUGGACGGGGAUUGUGGGGAUUGUGCUGGGGCUGGUCUUUGGGGCCACGGGACUCGCCCUUUACCUGAAGAACAAGAAAGGGCAAGCUGUUCCUCAGCCUGCAGGACUCAUCAGUUAGACUUUGCUGCUCCAUCAGGAUCUUGGGAUGUGGAGAAGCUCUGUUCUUCUUGCCAGUUGCCCUCUGUCCAUGCUCAGAGGGUGGAAACCUCCUUGGAAGGUGGAUGGAAGGAGUCACAGAUCAAGAACAACAGUGUUUCCCCCACCGCCACCUCCGUUCCUUUGUUGCUUGCUUGUCAUUACUUUGGGGGGGGGGAGUUUCUUUUGGUGUUUCCCUCUCUGCCUGUUGACUGCAAGUUAUCACAACCUGAUUUUACUUCUUUGCACUUCUCUGAGUCCGUGCAGCUAGAUCUGGUCCAAUAUGCCCACACUGACUGGCAGUGGCUGCCUUGAAGUUUCAGAUGGAAAGUCUUUCUAGCCCUUCUAGGGAUUGAACUUUCUGCACUCAAAGCAGCUGUCAAAACUAUGUCAAGUUCUAUCUUCCCCUUGUUGGAAUUUGGACCCAUCCUCUUCCUCCUGAUCCAAGUCAGUGGAAGAGCUUCUCCCAAAGUGGAAAGGACUCCCUUGGAAGGUGGUGGCUAUCUGUCAUGGAUGCCUGAGAUUCCUCAUUGCAGGAGGUUGGGCUAGAUGACCCUUGGGGUCCCUUUCAACUCUACGAUUCCGUAAAAUGCUACAUGGAAAAUUCAAUUUAUUGAAAGCUCUGCGACAUGGAGGAUGAGUCCCGUUUUCGGAGAGAGUCCCUACUCACCACCCUCACCCUGCUGACUCUAUCUCCUCAUGGAGAGCAGUUUGUUAAUUUCUUUGUGCAUAUCCUGCUAUUUUGUGGUAUUGAGGAUCAGCCCUCUGACUGGGAUCCUGCCCUGACCCACCUCAAGGCAGAAGCAGUUUUCACAGCCUUGAGAGGAUUUCCUCUGAGUUGCACCAAAGAACAUUUUCUUCAGCUUCCCUCUGUGGUCCUUGAACUAUUUUAUUCGUUCAAAUGUCAAUAUUCAAAGAGUGCCACACUUGACAAUCCUGGGUUUGAUCUGCCCAUUUCCACACAACUUUACCUGGAAGAAGGUGACCUUUAGUCCUACGUCUAGCACUUCCCCACCUUUGGGUUAUUGACUUCUUUAAGGCCUUUUCAUGUAACCCUUCAACAGCCCAAGGUAUUUUACCACACAAACAUCCUAAUACAGGAAAGAAAAGUCUGUUUCAAUCCAGUCUAUUUGGGGGACUAAUUUGGGAGCCAUUUUCCUGGACAAAACACACACUGCAUAGUCUCUAAUUUCAAAUUAGAUUUCAAAGUAGCUAUUCAGGAGAGCCCAAAGCCUUCUCCAGUGUUUCCAUAAAUGUGAACUUUCCAGGGGGGAGAAAAAACACAUAUUUUGAAUCCUCCUGUGACUAAAACUCCUGAGGGAAUUUUCUAUUCCUUCAUUUAUCUGACUGUGGGCCCCUUGGAGGAGGGAACAUGGAGUCCAUUCUUGGCAUCCCUUCCUUGACGCUUCAGGACCUGAGUAGGGAAAGAUGCCAAUCUCCACAGGGAAGCCAUUUUAUCAUGUUUGGGCUCCCUCAGGAGAAAAGAGCGGGAAACGCCUCAGGCGGAGAGAGACUCCCUUGUCUCUGCCCAGGUUCCUCACAAAUUUCCCUGCCUGUUCUGAGGAGAAAAAAAUGUCCGUCCGUCCGCCCUUUUCUCCACUGAAACUGCCCAGGAUUCAGCCCCGUUGGUUGUUUCUGGGGAAAAGGGACAGGAGAUCUCAAGGCUGACCAAGGUCUGAGGGAAUUUCUAGGAUCCCCUCAAGACUCAGAGGGAAACACGAUGGAUUGUCCAGACAAAAACCACCACAAAACCCCCCAGCCCCACUCCUUGGUCCCAAACCCCUGGUAUUGGGGGGCUGGGAAACAAGGAGGAAGGAGACCCUGUGCCCCCCAUGGUGGGUCCUGACUUUAUCCACCACACUUCUCCUCAGGGAUUGACACAACCUCCCCAAACCUUCCUUUGGAUAAGAGUGGGAUACAGUGUCAGCCAGCAGAGCAGAAACCAUUUUUAAACUCCUUUUUGCUAGUGGGGAAGGCGGGUAAUGUAAUCCCCACAGGAGGCUGGUGAGGGGAAAACACACUGGGUAGUUUAUUUUUUUUAUUUUAAACAUCACUUCAUUCUGACUUAAGCAGCACCUCCAAGUCCUUUACAAAAAGAUAAACCAAGAGAAAAACCGCAAAAGUGCUUGAAAGCACAAACACACACACGCAAAAAUAUUAAAAUCACCCCCAUUUUCUAAACAUCUGGGUCGGCUUGUGUGGCGAUCAGUUUAAAAAUUAGCCAGGCUGUAGAGGGUUAACCCUGUUAGAACCCUAAGAACCCAAGGGGGAGGGCUCUGGGGGAAUAUAAAAACCCCAACCCUGGAGUCAGUUGUUGUUGAAGGGAGUUGUUGGUUGAAGUCAGUCAGGUUAGAGUUGGUGUGAAGAUAAGAGCUGGUUAAUAUUGAGGUGGUUGUGAAACAGGGAGAUAGACAGGAUACAGUGUGAUGAGAAUAGUGAUUGAUAAUAUUAGUUAUUGUUAGAGGUAAUAGGCCGGUAAUUGAGAUUUAGAGGUAUUAGGCCGGUAUAGGAACAAUCUGUUAUUUGAAACCGUUUAAGCUUGUACCGUAACCAUCACGCAUAAGAACAUUCAAAUAAACUAUCUUGUUUUGUUUUAAGACAUCCUGGUCUGAGGUGUGUGAGUGAUUGAAUGUAUUUGUUGUCGUAGGCACAUCACCAAUAGACCGUCAAACGUGAUGUGCAGGUCUGAGUGACCGCGACAGCUUGUCUGAGCAAGA
Molecule: messenger RNA, 3767 nt
Organism: Zootoca vivipara (common lizard)
Lineage: Eukaryota; Metazoa; Chordata; Lepidosauria; Squamata; Lacertidae
Product: H-2 class II histocompatibility antigen, E-S beta chain-like
Biological process (GO): immune response; antigen processing and presentation
Cellular component (GO): MHC class II protein complex; membrane
Source: RefSeq, a predicted model, not a curated record